Ilex paraguariensis (yerba mate) is the source of this 1203-nucleotide messenger RNA. Lineage: Eukaryota; Viridiplantae; Streptophyta; Magnoliopsida; Aquifoliales; Aquifoliaceae. The record is from the annotation of a GenBank genome assembly.
AUGGAGCGUCAAAGAUCAAUAUUUACAAUCUUUCUAGGGUUUGUGUUGCUCGGUUUGUACCGAUCAGCAAUGGCUCGGUUCGUGGUGGAGAAGAACAGCUUGACAGUGACGUCUCCAGAUAGUAUUAAGGGCAAUCAUGACAGUGCCAUUGGCAACUUUGGGAUACCUUCGUACGGAGGUAGUAUGGCUGGGACUGUGGUGUACCCAAAAGAGAACCGCAAGGGUUGUAAAAGUUUUGACGAUUUUGGGAUUUCUUUUAAGUCCAAGUCUGGAGCUUUGCCCACUUUUCUUUUAGUUGAUCGUGGAGGUAAGGGUGAUUUGGUGAUCCUUGGAGGUAUCUUUUUGUUGGUUUUCAGUAAUUUAGUUGUUUCGUUUGCUCCUUUUGAGGUUAAUUGGUUAUUUUGGAGGUUAAUUGGUGGUCUUCGAGGUGCCCUUCCAUUGAUAUUGAUCAAAGUAGCCAUAUUUCGCCCUUUCCAAGGGAUGCUGAUGAUUUUUGAGGUGUGGAACGCCCAAAAUGCUGGUGCUUCUGCUGUUCUUGUAGCAGAUGACAUUGAAGAAGCAUUAAUAACCAUGGACUCUCCAGAAGAGGGACGUUCAUCUGCAGAAUAUAUUGAGAACAUAACUAUACCAUCUGCACUAAUUGAAAAAGGUUUCGGUGAAAAUUUAAAGAAAGCAAUCAGUGGUGGGGAUAUGGUAAAUGUGAAUCUUGAUUGGAGAGAAGCUGUUCCGCACCCGGAUGAUCGUGUGGAGUUUGAGUUAUGGACUAACACCAAUGAUGAGUGUGGGACUAAAUGUGAUAUGCUGAAGGAGUUUGUGAAAGAUUUCAAAGGUGCAGCGCAGCUUCUUGAGAAAGGUGGAUAUACUCAGUUCACACCCCAUUAUAUAACUUGGUAUUGUCCUCAGGUAUUCACUUUGAGCAAACAGUGCAAGUCCCAAUGCAUUAAUCAUGGUAGAUACUGUGCUCCUGAUCCUGACCAGGAUUUCAGCAGUGGUUAUGAAGGAAGAGAUGUGGUUCUUGAGAACUUAAGGCAGUUAUGUGUGUUUAGAGUGGCAAAUGAGACCAAAAAGCCAUGGGUUUGGUGGGACUAUGUGACUGACUUUCAAGUUAGAUGUCCCAUGAAGGAGAAGAGAUACAACAAAGAAUGUGCUGACAAUGUUAUUAAAUCUCUAGGUAAUGUUUUGCCACUGCAUUUCAUGUUAUGA